Molecule: messenger RNA, 519 nt
Organism: Striga hermonthica
Lineage: Eukaryota; Viridiplantae; Streptophyta; Magnoliopsida; Lamiales; Orobanchaceae
Source: the annotation of a GenBank genome assembly
AUGGUCUUUUGUCCUCGUUUUCUGGCUGUCGUCUCAAAAACCCAUCUAGCGCUUCUUUUACCCAUACUUGCAGUCUUAUUCGCAACGUUUUCGUUUCCAAUCAUGAGCAUAUCUCUGCUUUUCAUCCUGCUGCUUUCAGUUGCUCCCUUUCUCUUCAUAUCCUCAAAACGAGCACCAGCCGAAAAUGAUUCCGAAAACACCCUUACUGCCGCAGCAUCUCUAGACGACGAUACUAAGGCACAGGAAAAGUCGACAGGCGAUGAAAACGACAAGUUCUCGGAACAGUUGGAGAGGCUCGACUGCUCGGAGGAGGACCAAGGCUCGAUCUCGGAUGAGGAAGGACUGAUCGAGAUCGCAAUCCCCAGUGGCCACUCUGUGCUGCCUGAAAAAGACAUGUUUUUAGAUGAUGAUCUCAGCAGCAGCAGGUGCUGCAAAUUAAUGAAUGAGGAGGAUAAUUUGAUUGAGAUUGAUAUCUACAUGGGCUCCAUCAAGUGUUGUUCCAAAUUCGUCGAUAUUUAG